GUGGUGUCUCCUGGCAGCGCCGUUGGCGACGAAGCUGCCUUUGGCAGCAUGAACCGGCUGUGAGGCGCAGGCCUAGCGGUGCGGGGGCGGGGGGGAAAAGAGGAGGACGCCUCGGUGAAGUUCUCCGCCAUGAACCUGAGAGGCCUCUUUCAGGACUUUAACCCGAGUAAAUUCCUCAUCUAUGCCUGUCUGCUGUUGUUUUCUGUGCUACUUGCACUUCGUUUGGAUGGCAUCAUUCAGUGGAGCUACUGGGCUGUCUUUGCUCCAAUAUGGUUGUGGAAGUUAAUGGUCAUUGUUGGAGCAUCAGUUGGAACCGGCGUUUGGGCACGAAAUCCUCAAUAUAGAGCAGAAGGAGAAACAUGUGUAGAGUUUAAAGCCAUGUUGAUUGCUGUGGGCAUCCAUUUGCUCCUACUGAUGUUUGAAGUUCUGGUUUGUGACAGGAUUGAAAGAGGAAGCCAUUUUUGGCUUCUGGUCUUCAUGCCAUUGUUUUUUGUUUCCCCGGUGUCUGUUGCAGCAUGCGUUUGGGGCUUUCGGCAUGACAGGUCACUAGAGCUAGAAAUCCUGUGUUCGGUCAACAUUCUCCAAUUUAUAUUCAUUGCCUUAAGACUGGACAAGAUCAUCCACUGGCCCUGGCUUGUUGUAUGUGUCCCUCUGUGGAUUCUCAUGUCCUUCUUGUGCCUGGUGGUCCUCUAUUACAUCGUUUGGUCUGUUUUGUUCCUGCGCUCUGUGGACGUGAUUGCAGAACAACGCAGAACACAUAUAACCAUGGCACUGAGCUGGAUGACCAUUGUUGUCCCUCUUCUUACUUUUGAGAUCCUGCUGGUUCACAAACUGGAUGGCUACAAUGCUUUUUCCUGCAUUCCAAUAUUUGUUCCCUUAUGGCUCUCAUUGAUUACACUGAUGGCAACAACAUUUGGACAGAAAGGAGGAAACCACUGGUGGUUUGGUAUUCGCAAAGAUUUCUGCCAGUUUCUGCUUGAAAUGUUCCCAUUUUUGAGAGAGUAUGGAAACAUUUCAUAUGAUCUGCACCAUGAAGAUAGUGAUGAAACAGAAGAAACCCCAGUUCCAGAACCUCCUAAAAUUGCACCUAUCUUUCGCAAGAAGGCCAGGGUGGUCAUCACCCAGAGUCCUGGGAAGUAUGUCCUCCCUCCGCCCAAAUUAAAUAUUGAAAUGCCAGACUAAAUGGCCCCACUAGGGCCGGAGUGUGAGUGCACUGGAACACACACUCCUACUUCCCUUGCCCGCAACCCAGGCCUGGAACCUCGGACCUCAAUCUGAAGCCUCAUUUGCCUCCAAUGCAAACCAGCUACUCAUAAAAGAACAUAGGUGGCAAAGACUAAAGGUAUCUACCAAUAUGGAUACCAGUGACACAUGAGAAAAAAAAUCCCUUCCUUUCUGGAUGGGAACCUGAAAUGUAUUCUCAUUCCUGUGGUAUCCACCCAGGGAUGACUGCUGCCUAGGCCUACAGAAGGCACAUCUGUAGCCUGGGCAGAUUUUCUAGUGCUAAAAUUCCUAUCAAAGUAUUGAAAGAUGUGGUUCUUAUGAGACCACUUCCAUUAGUGGCUCAGCUGUGCUGCUUAUAGGUAGCCAGGGGGGACUGUAACUAAGCCUGUACACACCUGCUGUGUUCAGAUACAGCCCAGCCUUGCUUUCCUUGUUCCUGCUAUACAGAAAUUUCCCUUCAGGCAGGAUGAUAGCAGGUUUGCAGGGCCUCAUCAAUGAGCCCUUCCCAAUGGCAUGAUUCCAUGCCUGUAUAGUAUUUAUACAGCUAUUUUAGCAUUGUAAUAAACAGUGUCAAAUCCUAGUUCUGUACAGCAUAUUCUCUGUUAAAGUAUUUUUUUACAAGCUUGUGCUGGAGAUGGAUGGGUUAAGCCAUGGUAGAAGCAGAUGGCUCAACUGCUUUGUCUCAGACAGAUGCCCCACCUUCACUUACCAUAACCACUGACACCCUGGAAUUCCUGCCAGCACAGUUACUACAAGUGAGGAAAGAUUUCUGCUUUUCCAACAUGAGGGGGUGGGAGAAUCGGCUUAAAAUCCCAACAAGUGCCACUUGAGACCAGGACCCUGGAGAAGGUUGCCAAGGCAGUUGAGAAACUGCCAGGGACUCCUGUCAAAGUCCAGAGCAUUCUGCUCACCUUCAAGAAGAACACUACAUACUGGGCAUGCAGAUGCCAUCAUCUGUCAGCAGUUUCUCCAGGUUCUGAUGAUAUAGCCAGUCCAGAACCCAUCAAACAAGAACAAUAACCUUCAGGCUAAAUCAAUUGAUUCAUUUCACAAUGGAAGUAAAGGGAUCCUUGGUCUCCCUGAUCAGGAGGUGCUAUGGGUUUUCAUGGCCACCUGAUCAGUGGCUUCAGUCACACACAAUUGAAGUCUACUAUGUCCCUGAACCUACCCCUGGCACAGGCCUCCAGUGAACCUGUUCUAUUUCAGGAGAAAGGGGAAACAGAAUGUAGCAUUUUUUUUUGCUUGGUCUGUUAAAAAUGUGGUUAAAUCCACUAUUUUUUUUUCUCCUGUAGUUCAAUAAAGUGGUUCAUUUUACAUGUGUA
Molecule: messenger RNA, 2546 nt
Organism: Psammomys obesus (fat sand rat)
Lineage: Eukaryota; Metazoa; Chordata; Mammalia; Rodentia; Muridae
Gene: Tmem185a
Product: transmembrane protein 185A
Exons: 7
Coding region: 130-1182 (350 amino acids)
Cellular component (GO): dendrite
Source: RefSeq, a predicted model, not a curated record